This is a messenger RNA of Budorcas taxicolor (takin), 987 nucleotides long. Its product is annotated as skin secretory protein xP2-like. The record is from RefSeq and is a predicted model, not a curated record. The transcript has 6 exons. NCBI's taxonomy places the organism in Eukaryota, Metazoa, Chordata, Mammalia, Artiodactyla, Bovidae. The coding region runs from base 1 to 987 and encodes 328 amino acids.
AUGGUGACCGGGCGCGGGCCGGCGCUCUCCGGCCCCGAGCGGGGCGCGCGGGCGGCACUCGGGCGGCGGCCGCGGAACCGGCGGAGGGGCUGCUCGGGUCCUCGUCCCCAGCGCUCCGGGCGGCCCGGACUCGACCAGCUGGCCCGGCGGUCCUCCGCGUCCUGCGGCGGCCCCGGCUGCUGUCAAAUAACUCCGGAGCUUCCCGGAUCCUCCUCCGCCCGCCCUCUCCGCCCUCCCGUCCCCUCCCCCUGCCCCACCUCCGGCGCGGCCGCUGCGCCCCGCUCGCUCGGCUCCGACGCCCGCUCCACCGAGCGGCCGCCGUGGGGUCCAGAGGGGGACAGGGAGCAAAAGGGCUCGUCCGGGGGAGGCCCCACGAGCCCCGCUGGAGGGCUGGCAAAGAAAGCCGUGACAGAUGACAACGAGCACAGUCCGCUGGAGAGGUCCAAGCGGCUGUGGGAACCCGCCGGGCCCCUGAGCGUCCGGCCCGCCAGCUCCUCCAUCCGCCCCUUCGCCCAGGCCGCGGGCCGGCGUCCAGGCCCCCGGGAACCACGGGCAGAACUAGCUCCAAUUCAGCGUGUCGGGGGCUGUGGUGGGGCCCGGCCCCUGAGAAGGCUCACCCACCCGCAGGGCCCCCGCCAGCAGACAGUGGAUGCGAGGGCGGCCGGCUCCAGGCGGGCGCAGGGCUCCUGCUGCGAGCCAUCUGGUCAGGAGUCGGCGCGGGCCCCCAGGACCGGCUCAGCAGCCGCCCUGGUGAACGUGGAUGCCGGGCCUGCUGGGCCAGACGUGAACGGGCUUUGUGUCCCGCCCGGCACAGCGAACGUGCCCAGCAGCGGCCAGCAGCACAGCGCCCCACUGGCCUGCGGCCCGGCAGUGCCAGGGCUGAGCUUGGGGAUGGAGCCACGGGCACUGGCCUUCUGCCCGCCCGGCCUGCCGUCCACCCUGCAGUGCCCCACCCGCCGCGUGCGCCAGGGUUCUGGAACGCUCUAA